UGUGCUGCUCUGGUUGGUGAAGACCAGCCUCUUUGCCCAGAUCUUCCUGAACUUGACCUUUCUGAACUAGACGUGAACGACUUGGAUACAGACAGCUUUCUGGGUGGACUCAAGUGGUGCAGUGACCAAUCAGAAAUAAUAUCCAAUCAGUACAACAAUGAGCCUUCAAACAUAUUUGAGAAUUAAGGCCCUAAGAACCCACAAUAGAGUGCAUCAAACUCUGUUGAAAUCCUAAGGGAUUGUGAGAGAAUAAGGGACAAAGAAGAACGGAUGUCUAAACCUGUUUAUUCCUGUCUAUUUCCCACAGAAAAAUGGUGCCUAGUGGAAAUUCUUAUAAAAUGUAAAAGAAUGCAUUUCUUUUUAACCAAGGGGUUCGGUCUACCUUUACUUAUUUUACAAUGUAGGUGAGCAGAUUUUAUUAUUAUCAUAAUUUUGAUCAUAUCUCUGAUGUCUCUAUAUUAUGGGAACUUCUAAGCCAAACUACUCUAAUAUGUACUUCUAAAUUAGUCAAAAUUAAUUUACCUUUCAGAAGUGCGCAUUACCUUCCAGACUCUAGACUCUUUAUUAUAAGCCUACCCUAUAAUAAAGAAUGUUCCUUUGCACCUGUGAAAGUGUUACUUCGAGAAAAGAUGUUUUUUUCUCACAAGAAAAUACUUGAAAAUAAAUGGUUUCUUAUAGGGACAAACAUGAAGUGGGUCCUCUGGCCAGUGCAUUGAAGAAAGAUUAUCAAAUCAACUAGUUUUCAGUAUCACAACCAUCGGCACCACCCGUAGGACCUAACAUUUUCUACCUACCAUGUGCCAGGCUCCAUACAAAGCCACUUGACACGCAUUUUUUUAUCCACCAGCAGAGACAUUUCUUAUACUUUCGGUGUUAUUUGGUUGAAAUCUCGAGUCAUUAAGAAAGCCAAUUUUACAAGAUUUAUUGAGUUUUUCCAGCACCCAGCACAUAAAAGGCACUGAAUAAAUGUUUAUUGAGUCAUUAAGAAAACCAAUUUUACAAUAUUUACUGAGUUUUUCCAGCACACCGAAGGUGUGGAAUAAGUGCUUCUCGAAGAGUGAAUGAAUGGCGAACAUGUGUGUUAAUAACAGUAACAGUAAUAAUGAAACCGCCAUCAUUUUGGAACCCUUCUGCUUUUUGUAUGCCGUCCCACCCAUCCCUCGGAGCAAUCUCUUGUUUGGGUACCAUUAUUAUCAUUCCCAUUUUACGUAUACAGACAGUGCAUUUCAGAGAGAUGAAGUGAUUUUCGCCACAUCACACAGUGGACGAAUUUGAACCCCAACCAUAUCGGACUUCGAAGUCUAUUAUCAUGGAUAAAAAUAGACUCACCGUGAAUGUGGGUGACAGCCAUCCUUUGCAAAGACAGAGCAAGCUGCUUCUUUGCUCAAUAUACUUAAAAAUAGAACAGACGCUUUCUUUGCAGUGUUGGUUGACAUGGAAGCAGGUAUAGCUGGUGAGCCGAGGUGGCUGCAGAUUCUGUCAACGGCUAAGAUUUUAUAAUACGUCUGGAGCAUUAAGUGGGUCUUAGAAGAGUGCUUAAGGUAAUGGAGUUAAGGCCUGGGAGAAGGAAUCAGGUGGAAGAAACACCGAGGGUUUGUGGUUAGUUAUACUUUCCCAGGCUUCUCAGCCGGGUCUCAGAAAGUUCAUGCGAGGACUUGGCUGGUUCAAACUGGUAAAUUGAACAUUCCUCAUUCAGGACACUUGUCAGGUUACAGGCCCAUUUUAAGUCAUGCUGCAUUAAAUAAACAGAACUUUUUAAAAAAAAUGUUCAUCUCCAUAGACCUCUUAUCUAAAAAUCGACUAUUGCAUAUUGGGUAAAUGCCAUGCAUUUUGUAGGAGGUGGUUAAGGAACAACUAAAAGGUUGGAGGGGGAGAUGGCUCUGUAGUCAGGGCCUCCCUGGUGGGCUGGUUGCAAAAAAUACAACUUUUUUUCAUGACCUGUGUCCCCAUGUUUUGUACCGUGGCACCUGUAUGAAGAAUUUUUCAUUUAUGCUUUAAGGAGAAUUGUCCAGCAACUACUUAAAUGUCUACAGACACUGAAUCUCCACCAAGACACCCCUCUUGUUGUCCCAUGCAACUUUUUACUGCUGAUGGAACUGUUUUCGGCACUCUCACACACAAGGCUUAUUUCAUUGUAUCUCUCAUUAGGUCAUUUUAAACCAGUGGUUCUCAACCUGAAGGCAGUUUUGCUUGCCUGGGAAUAUUUAGCAUUGUCUGGAAAUAUGUUUGAUUGUUAGAUCUGGGGUCAGGGAGGUGCUGCUGGUAUUUAGGAGGCAGAGACCAGAGAGGUUGCUAAACACCCUACAAUGCACAGGACAGCAUCCCACAACAAAGAAUUAUUUGAGUCCCAGUGACAAUGGUGCUGAGGUGGAGAAACCUUGUUUUUAAAAGUAAAGUCAUUGCCAUUCCUUUUUAGAAAACACUGAAGAUGAAUUGGUUAGAUUUAUGAGAGAGAAAAGUUAAGAUACAGGGUGUAAAGAAUUAGAAGCCAUAGAAAAUUACUGAGAUGCCCAGGGCCUCAGGACUGAUAUGUCAGGAAUUCUCUUAGUGACAGACAGCAAAAGUGACUGUAUAGAUAAGUCUCAUACCAGUUUUUCUCUGAUGUCACGAAGCCCAAUCUUUUUUGUCCAUGCAAAGGGAAGGCUGUAUGUGGCAACACACACAGAGCACACAUACAUAUCACACACACGCAACACACACAGCACAUGUACACACACAUGCGCACACACAGCACACACACACAGCACACACACACACACACACACACACACACACACACACACACACACUGCAGCUGCUCGCCCAGCAUUUGCAUCCAGAAAAGACGCCUCCGCUCUUUGCCCUCUAGUGUUAAAUCCAGACAUCUUUUCUAGAAGGAAAAAAAAGUGUGUUUUGAGCACGGGUAGAAUUCUCAAAUUGCAUCUUCCCCUGAGAAGCAGCUUCGUAGGCAGCGGAAUAACCCUUGAAUGGCUACGGCUUGGCACAUUGCUUCUGCCCAGGCACCGUGGCCCAGAAGGCAUUUCCCAGCGCCUGUGACUUUAAAUUUCUCACGCGGACUUUCACCUGUGCUCCCUCACUUUCUUCCAGUUCUCAAAACCCUGCCUCAUCACAUUUGUGAAGGCCUUGUACUUGAGCAAGCCAAACAGUCACGGUCUCUGCCACCUCUGAUCUGCCAAUAACAAGCAUUAUCUCCCUCAGAUUCCCAGAAUAAAAUAAGGCAUCGGAGUAGUUAAACACUUUUUCCCUGACUCAAGUCGCACACUGAUGACACCGCUGGAAACCAGCCACAGGAUUUCUGAAUUCUCAUCAAAGCAGGAAGAGAGAGGGUAUUUAAGGUUACAUUUAGUAUUGCAGAAUGUUUAAACGUUGGGGAUGAAUAGAAAUAUCUUCUGUGGACCUGGUCCCCACAUUGGACUCUCAGUUGAAUUUUUUAUGUAACUUAAGAAGAAGAAGGAAAAAAAAAAAAAAGAAUGAAAUUGAAUGUCACAAUUUGGGAACUGGUGAAUUCCUAAGUGGGAGCAAGAAGAUAGAUGAAGAGAAUGAGGCAAACUUGCUAGCAGUUCUCACAGAGACGCUGGACAGUCUCCCUGUGGAUGAAGACGGAUUGCCCUCAUUUGAUGCACUGACAGAUGGAGAUGUGACCACUGAGAAUGAGGCUAGUCCUUCCUCCAUGCCUGACGGCACCCCUCCGCCUCAGGAGGCAGAAGAGCCGUCUCUACUUAAGAAGCUCUUACUGGCACCAGCCAACACUCAGCUAAGUUAUAAUGAAUGCAGUGGUCUCAGUACCCAGAACCAUGCAAACCACAAUCACAGGAUCAGAACAAACCCUGCAGUUGUUAAGACCGAGAAUUCAUGGAGCAAUAAAGCGAAGAGCAUUUGUCAACAGCAAAAGCCACAAAGACGUCCAUGCUCCGAGCUUCUCAAGUAUCUGACCACAAAUGAUGACCCUCCUCACACCAAACCCACAGAGACCCGAAACAGUAGCAGAGACAAGUGCACCUCCAAAAAGAAGGCCCACACACAAUCGCAGUCGCAACAUUUACAAGCCAAACCAACAUCUUUAUCUCUUCCUCUGACCCCAGAGUCACCAAAUGACCCCAAGGGUUCCCCAUUUGAGAACAAGACUAUUGAACGAACCUUAAGUGUGGAACUCUCUGGAACUGCAGGCCUAACUCCACCCACAACUCCUCCUCAUAAAGCCAACCAAGAUAACCCUUUUAGGGCUUCUCCAAAGCUGAAGCCCCCUUGCAAGACUGUGGUACCUCCGCCAUCGAAGAAGACCCGGUACAGUGAGUCUUCGGGGACCCACGGCAACAACUCCACCAAGAAAGGGCCCGAGCAGUCCGAGCUGUACGCGCAGCUCAGCAAGACGUCCGCGCUCGGCGGCGGACACGAGGAACGGAAGGCCAGGCGGCCCAGUCUGCGGCUAUUUGGUGACCAUGACUAUUGUCAGUCGAUUAAUUCCAAAGCGGAAAUCCUCAUCAAUAUAUCGCAGGAGCUCCACGACUCCAGACAACUAGACUCUAAAGAUGCCGCCUCUGACUGGCAGAGGCAGAUGUGUUCUUCCACAGACUCAGACCAGUGCUACCUGACCGAGACGUCGGAGGCGAGCAGGCAGGUCUCUCCGGGCAGCGCCCGAAAACAGCUCCAAGACCAGGAAAUCCGAGCCGAGCUGAACAAGCACUUCGGUCAUCCCAGUCAAGCUGUUUUUGACGACGAAGCAGACAAGACCAGUGAACUGAGGGACAGUGAUUUCAGUAACGAACAAUUCUCCAAACUACCUAUGUUUAUAAAUUCAGGACUAGCCAUGGAUGGCCUGUUUGAUGACAGCGAAGAUGAAAGUGAUAAACUGAACUCCCCUUGGGAUGGCACGCAGUCCUAUUCAUUGUUCGAUGUGUCGCCUUCUUGUUCUUCUUUUAACUCUCCGUGUAGAGAUUCCGUAUCACCACCCAAAUCCUUAUUUUCUCAAAGACCCCAAAGGAUGCGCUCUCGUUCAAGGUCCUUUUCUCAACACAGGUCGUGUUCUCGAUCACCAUAUUCCAGGUCAAGAUCAAGGUCCCCAGGCAGUAGAUCCUCUUCAAGAUCUUGCUACUACUCUGAGUCAGGCCACUGCAGACACCGCACGCACCGAAAUUCUCCCCUGUGCGCCAGAUCACGUUCAAGAUCUCCCUACAGCCGGCGGCCCAGGUAUGACAGCUACGAGGAAUAUCAGCACGAGAGGCUGAAGAGGGAAGAAUACCGCAGAGAGUAUGAGAAGCGGGAGUCUGAAAGGGCCAAGCAGAGGGAGAGGCAGAGGCAGAAGGCAAUUGAAGAACGUCGUGUGAUUUAUGUUGGUAAAAUCAGACCUGACACAACACGGACAGAACUGAGGGACCGUUUUGAAGUUUUUGGUGAAAUUGAGGAGUGCACAGUAAAUCUGCGGGAUGAUGGAGACAGCUAUGGUUUCAUUACCUACCGUUAUACCUGUGAUGCUUUUGCUGCUCUUGAAAAUGGAUACACUUUGCGCAGGUCGAAUGAAACUGACUUCGAGCUGUACUUUUGUGGACGCAAGCAAUUUUUCAAGUCUAACUAUGCAGACCUAGAUUCAAAUUCAGAUGACUUUGAUCCUGCUUCCACCAAGAGCAAGUAUGACUCUCUGGAUUUCGAUAGUUUACUGAAAGAAGCUCAGAGAAGCUUGCGCAGGUAACAUGUUCCCUGGCUGAGGAUGACAGAGGGACGGUGAAUACCUCACGGGACAGCGCGUCCUUCCCUAACAGACUCUUGCAAGUCAUACUUAGGAAUUUCUCCUACUUUACACUCUCUGUACAAAAACAAAACACAACAACAACAAUACAACAAGAACAACAAUAAUGGUUUACAUGAACACAGCUGCUGAAGAGGCAAGAGACAGGAUGGAUAUCCAGUAAGCACAUGUUUAUUCAUGGGUGUCAGCUUUGCUUUCCCUGAGUCUCUUGGUGAUGGAGUGUGUGUGUGUGUGUGUGUGUUUGUGUGUGUGUGUGAGUGCGCGCAUGUGUGCGCGUGCUCGCCUGGUUUGGGGGAAGUGUGUGUGUACAGGCGGGGACUGGGGGCACCUGACCAGAGCGUGCAAGGGCAAACCACUUCAAAUGGCAGCAGUUCCAUGAAGACACACGUAAAACCUAGAACUUCAAAAUGUGCAUAUUCUAUUCAAAAGGCAAAAAAAAAAAAAAAAAAAAGCAUAAAUUCAAAAGGAAAGAAAACUAACCAACCAACCAACCACAAGCCACCCUAAAAUGACAGCCACUGAUGUCUGGGCAUCGGCCUCUGUACUCUGUUUUUUUAAGAAAGUGCAAAAUCAACUUGAAGCAAGCUUUCUCUCAUAAUGUAAUGAUUAUGUGACAAUCCCGAAGAAACCACAGGUUCCGUAGAACUCAUAUCCUUUCUCUCUCUUUUUUUUCUUCUUUUUUCCCCCCCUUUUCCUUUUGCCAUGGAAUCUGGGUGGGAGAGGAUACUGCCGGCACCGGAAUGCUAAACUUUCCUAACAUUUUGAAGUUUCUGUAGUUCGUCCUUUCUCCUGACACCCAUGUAAAUGUCCAAAAUGUUGAUCUUCCACUGCAAAUUUCAAAAGCCUUGUCAAUGGUCAAGCGUGCAGCUUGUUCAGCGGUUCUUUCUGAGGAGCGAGCGCGGUGUUACAUGAUAAUGAGAGUUGGGUAGAACUCUCUGGGAUGUGUUCAGCUAGUGUAAUUGCUACAUUCUCCGAUGUAGUUAAGUAUUUACAGAUGUUAAAUGGAGUAUUUUUAUUUUGUGUACAUACGAUACAAUGAUGUUCUUUUUUUGUUACAGCUAUGCACUGUAAAUGCAGCCUUCUUUUCAAAACUGCUAAAUUUUUCUUAAUCAAGAAUAUUCAAAUGUAAUUAUGAGGUGAAACAACUAUUGUACACUAACAUAUUUAGAAGCUGAACUUACCGCUUAUAUAUAUAUUUGAUUGUAAAAAAAAAAACAAAAACAAAGGACAGUGUGUGUGUCCGUUGAGUGCAACACAACCAAUCGAUGAGCUUCAAUCAUCCCUUCUUAGAUGAGCUUCAAUCUAAGCAUCUUGUCAAGAAAUAUCCUAGCCCCUAAAGGUAUUAACCACUUCUGCGAUAUUUUUCCACAUUUUCUUGUUGCUUGUUUUUCUUUGAAGUUUUAUACACUGGAUUUGUUAGGGGAAUGAAAUUUUCUCAUCUAAAAUUUUUCUAGAAGAUAUCAUGAUUUUAUGUAAAGUCUCUCAAUGGGUAACCAUUAAGAAAUGUUUUUAUUUUCUCUAUCAACAGUAGUUUUGAAACUAGAGGUCAAAAAUCUUUUUAAAAUGCUGUUUUUGUUUUAAUUUUUGUGAUUUUAAUUUGAUACAAAAUGCUGAGGUAAUAAUUACAGUAUGAUUUUUACAAUAAUUAAUGUGUGUCUGAAGACUAUCUUUGAAGCCAGUAUCUCCUUCCCUUGGCAGAGGAUGUGAUGGUAUUUAUCUGUAUUUUUUACAGUUAUGCAUCCUGUAUAAAUACUGAUAUUUCAUUCCUUUGUUUACUAAAGAGACAUAUUUAUCAGUUGCAGAUAGCCUAUUUAUUAUAAAUUAUGAGAUGAUGAAAAUAAUAAAGCCAGUGGAAAUUUUCUACCUAGGAUGCAUGGCAAUUGUCAGGUUGGAGUUUAAGUGUUUCAUUUGGGAAAUUCAGCUUUUGCAGAAGCAGUGUUUCUACUUGCACUAGCAUGGCCUCUGACGUGACCAUGAUGUCGUUCUUGAUGACAUUGCUUCUGCUAAACUCAAUAAAAACUUCCGAAAACCCUCCACUUUUGAGCAUCAGGAUUUCCUCUGAGUGUGGAACCCCUGGAAUGCAAGUCAGUAAAGUUUGGAGUGUGUAUUCAAGUUUAUGAAAUGAGAUUCGAUUACAGUUUGGCCGACAUGACUUUUCUGGAAGACACAGCGUACCUACCCCUUAAUCGUUCUUUUCCUUUCUCUCGCCCAACAUGGUCUUCUAAAAUGGAUUCACCUCCCUCCCCCCCCAGCCAAUGCAGCUCAUUUUGAUAGCUGCAUUCAUUUUAUCACCAGCAUAUUGUGUUCUGAGUGAAUCACUGUCUGUCCUGUCAGAUGCUUGCUUGAUUUUUUGGCUUCUUAUUUCUAAGUAGAUAGAAAGCAAUAAAAAUACUAUGAAAUAAAAGAACUUGUUCACAGGUUCUGCGUUACGACAGUAACACAUCUUUAAUCCGCCUAAUUCUUGUUGUUCUGUAGGUUAAAUGCAGGUAUUUUAACUCUGUGUGAACGCCAAACUAAAGUUUACAGUCUUUCUUUUUGAAUUUUGAGUAUCUUCUGUUGUAGAAUAAGAAUAAUAAAAAAAGACUAUUAAGAGCAAUAAAUUAUUUUUAAGAAAUCGAUACUUAGUACAUCAUAUUAUGUGUUCAAGGACCAGAUGCGUUCUCUAUUUUGCCUUUAAAGUUUUGUGAUCCAAUUUUAAAUAACAUUCUCCUUUUGGCCCUGGAUCGUGGACAUGAGUAAAAUACUUGGGUUAUUUUCUUACUUAUCAAAAGAUAACACUGCAGAUUUCAUGUUGAGGAUUAAUUUUUCCCCCCUUCUGGCCUGACAAAUAUUGUUACCAUGAAGAUAGUUUUACUCCAUGGACUUCAAAUUGCAUCUAAAAUUAGUGCAACGAGAGAAUCACUAGACCAUCCAAAUAGAGCCUUUGUAUCUUAUGCAGACACUGUGGGUAGCCCAUCAAAAUGUAAACUGUGUUCUUUUUAUUUUUAUUUUUAAUUUUUUGAGAGAAUAUUUGAAAUGAACACAUGCCCAUCAUCACUGGAAGCAGAUUUCAGCAUAGAUCUGUAGGAUUUUUAGAUGACCCCGGGCCAUUGCCUUCAUGCUGUGGUAAGUACCACAUCUACAAUUUUGGUAACCCGAACUGGUGCUUUAGAAAUGUGGGUUUUUUUUUUUUUUUUAAGAGAUGUAGCAGAAUAAUCCUUCCAGUGCAACAAAAUCAAUUUUUGCUAAACGACUCCGAGAGCAACGGUUGGGCUGUCAACAUUCAAAGCAGCAGAGAGGGAACUUUGCACUAUUGGGGUAUGAUGGUUGGGUCAGUUGAAAAAAAAGGAAACCUUUUCAUGCCUUUAGAUGUGAGCUUACAGUAGGUAAUGAUUAUGUGUCCUUUUUUGAUGGCUGUAAUGAGAACUUCAAUCACUGUAGUCUAAGACCUGAUCUAUAGAUGACCUAGAAUAGCCAUGUAAUAUAAUGUGAUGAUUCUAAAUUUGUACCUAUGUGACAGACAUUUUCAAUAAUGUGAACUGCUGAUUUGAUGGAGCUACUUAAGAUUUGUAGGUGAAAGUGUAAUACUAUUGGUUGAACUAUGCUGAAGAGGGAAAGUGAGCGAUUAGUUGAGCCCUUGCCGGGCUUUUUUUUCCACCUGCCAAUUCUACAUGUAUUGUUGUGGUUUUAUUCAUUGUAUGAAAAUUCCUGUGAUUUUUUUUUUUAAAUGUGCAGUACACAUCAGCCUCACUGAGCUAAUAAAGGGAAACGAAUGUUUCAAAUC
This is a messenger RNA of Sus scrofa (pig), 9506 nucleotides long. NCBI's taxonomy places the organism in Eukaryota, Metazoa, Chordata, Mammalia, Artiodactyla, Suidae. The record is from RefSeq and is a predicted model, not a curated record.